Molecule: messenger RNA, 1680 nt
Organism: Trypanosoma theileri
Lineage: Eukaryota; Euglenozoa; Kinetoplastea; Trypanosomatida; Trypanosomatidae
Exons: 1
Coding region: 1-1680 (559 amino acids)
Source: RefSeq, a predicted model, not a curated record
AUGGCUUCACUUGGGCCUCAUGCAGUAAUUCCAGUUAUGUCCAUAUGUGGUUUUCUCGCUGUACUUAUUGUGGCAAUCCUUAUUUACUUUUUCUGUUGUCUCCGUCGGCGUGAUGUCUCUCAUAAGUAUCAUCAUUACCCAGGAUUUACACGCCGCCGUACAUUUGAGUUAACAUCCCAUCCUUCACCGGGAAUCUAUUCAUCACCAUUGGAGGUAGAAUUAAAGUCCACCUAUGGGGAUCAGUGUGAUAUUCUCGUGGAUGUAAACUAUAUACCACAUGAGGAAAAUACAAUCGAUGUCAGUGGAUAUGCUGAGAAUAAUAAUAAUACUGUUAAACUUAUCGGUACAGAUGAAUACUAUAGUGAUCAGUUUUUACUGUACACGGCACCAUUGGUAUUUAAUGAUCCUGGGAACUACACCGUGUACGCACAUACAGUAUAUCCAUCACUGCAGAUUGUGGGAGCUGUACACCAGUUCUCUUUUACGGUAAAACUUGAGACCCAAGGAGCAUUGCAAACUCUUCAGCAACAAUCACAACGUCAGGAAAGUGAACAACAGGUAAGUAUUAAUGUUUAUCGCGACCCUGGUAAAUACGCACUUUCACCACAGACUGACAGUUACCUUAAACCUCUUCCUCCUCGUAUUAUUCCUGAAAAGGGUGAGGUGACAACUUUUACAUCUAUUAUCAUAGCACCUAAUGAGGGAAGUACAACUCCAGAUCAGAUUCGAUAUAGUGUAGAUGGUUCAUUUCCAUCUCUCUUGUAUACUGGACCUUUUACCCUUUCCACUAUAUUAUUUGGUAUGGAUAGUAAAAGUAAACGUCAACCGGUAACUGUCCGUGCAAUCGCCAUAUCAGGAGUAGAUGGAUCGCAAACAAGUGAUGUAGUAGAGGCUCACCUUAUUGUUUUUGAAGCGGGCCAUACUUUUUUUGAUCCUAAUAUACCAUCACCCAUAGCACGAAUUCGAGCUUUGGGUGCAGAGCUGUACUUUGAUGAAUCACAACGUCCACCAAAUACCAAUAUUAUGUAUCAAUUAGUGUAUAUUGGAGAGGCUAGACAAAAACCCAAAUUUUCCCGUAAAAAGGGAGUCCUGUAUGGUGGAAGACCAGUUCCACUAAGUGAAGAUGUAGCAUUUAUUUAUGCAUGGACAUUUUUAGAUGAUAGAAAUCAACAAAUGAAUGGUGACGGACGCCGCAAUGUGCGUAGUUCUGCAGCUGUAUAUGAUUGUUGCCGCGCCACUACAUGGAAUAGAGGACCGCGUGAAGAGAUAUUUGAAGAAGGGGAAAGAUUACAACAUCAACAAACUCUCCCACCACCAUGUAUUUGCAUAAGCUGUAAAGAGAUGGAUCUCUACUUUGAGGAUCCUCCAGCAGGUGGGAUUAUCUGUUACACCUUGGAUAGUACAGAACCUGUACAACCAGAUGCCACCACCACAACAGCAUUUAUGGCUGGAAUUGGGUUUGCUGGCUCAACACAUCUUCCAAAGACCCAUGGAAAGAAGUUAAACUUAAGUACCCACAUCUACAAAGAGAAUCAACCCAUUCAUGUCACUUUACUACAAACAGAGGAAGUGUUUUUGGCAGCACGUACAUUUAUUCCUGUUGUAGAUCCUGCAGCUGGAGGUGUAGUGACAAGUUACCGAUACGGUGAACGUUUUUACCGUGGAUUCUUAAGUCAAUAG